Funneliformis geosporum is the source of this 3285-nucleotide messenger RNA. The record is from the annotation of a GenBank genome assembly. NCBI's taxonomy places the organism in Eukaryota, Fungi, Glomeromycota, Glomeromycetes, Glomerales, Glomeraceae.
AUGUCUGUAUCCGCUAUGCCAACUUCACAAAACGAUGAUACAAAUUACGCUUCAAAAAAAUCAUUAGAUGAUUUAAAGUUUACAGGUGGUCAUUGGUUUAGCGAACCAAAUCUGAUCACUUUCUUUAUAAGAACAGAAGAUUUUGAAUAUAAACCAUCUGAUGUUGAUGAUAAAAUUAUAAUUCCCGAUUCUUAUAUAAUUUUAAGUGGCGAAAAAUUUUCAAUGCCAUCUCAUUUUAAUUAUUCGGAAGGUGUUGGUUUAAUUAGAACUGUAUCAUUGCCUCGAACCGAGUAUUGUCGUGACUAUCAUUUUGAAACUCUUCAAUUUGGUAAUAUAAAUCGAUGGCCUAAAAAUAAUGACCUUUUAACCAUUGAAGGCGACCGUUGUCUAAUGCCAUUAAGUGAAGCUCUCUCAAUUUUUCUGUGUAUAAUUGAUUUAGCGAUUGCUUUCGCAUAUUAUACGAUCCCAGUUCAACUAAUGUAUUUCAUGAGGAAAGCACCUAGACUUCCCUUUCCUAUGGUUUUUGGUUUAUUUAGUGCUUUCAUUAUAUUAUGCGGCACAACUCAUAUCGUUUCUUCUUGGAUGCCAUGGCAUCAAACAUAUGUACUUUCCGCUAUCAUAAAAGUAAUCACUGCCAUCAUCUCACUCAGUACAGCCGCAGCAUUGACCGUAAUUAUUCCGAAAGCGUUGGAGUUACCUUUAUUGGCAGCUCAAUUCGAAGAUGAACUAAAUGAAACAUUAAUCAUGCAGAAAACUUUAAUCGAUGAAAAUCAAAUCAUGUCAAAUUUUAGACGCGUUACUCAUGCUAUUCGUGCUACUUUAUCUAAAGAAGUAAUUUAUCAUAAUACUGCUUCUCAAGUAUGCGGAAUUUUUGAUGCUGAUAGGUGUCAAAUUUUUACCUCAAAGGCUAGAGGAUGGAGAAUUGCUCAAGAUUACAUUGAAAGCGAGCACAAAUAUCAUAAUAGUAUCAAUGUUAAAUUGAAUCCUGAAAGUAGUACUAUCAAUUAUGCUAUGGAAGAAGCUAAACCUGUAUUACUUGGUCCAAAUGAUACUGAAUUAUAUGAUUUAUAUUUAGAUGGAUCUUAUCAAAAUAUUGAUACGGUUAUACUUGUCCCAAUUAAGAUUUCUGAGAAUGAAUUUGGCAUUAUCGUAAUCCAGCGUUGGAAUAAUACGGCUCAGGUUGAAUUUAAAUCGCAUAAAGAAUGGACUCAAAAUACUCAAAGUAAUCUCAUCUUCCUAGCAGAUUUAGCUGAACAAAUUUCUAUUGCUUUGGCUCAAGCCACCUUAAUCGAACAAGACAAGAAUCGUAUCUACCAACUUGCUGAACAAAAUGAUGCAUUAAUUCAAGCUAGAAAAGAAGCUUCUGCAAUUCAGGCUCAUCGUGAAUUUUUAGCAGUUAUGUCCCAUGAAAUGAGAACGCCUCUUUACGCGAUUUUCGCGUUGACUUCAAUGUUAUUAGAAAUGCCAAGUUUGUCAAAUCAAGAAAUGACCGAAAUGCGUGACAUGUUGGAAAUCAUCAAAAAGAGUGGAGAUAUGUUAAUAGCUAUUAUUAACAAUGUCCUGGAUUUCUCUAAAUAUGAGGAGGAACAAUUACACUUGGAGCGUGCACCUUUUUGUGUACAAGAAGCUGUUGAGAAUUCAUUAGAUAUAGUAUCACUUCAAGGACAAGAAUCCACUAGACCACGUAUUAAUUAUUUGAUUGAUAAUGCUGUUCCCUGUAACAUUGUAGGAGAUAUGACUAGAUUUCGACAAAUCGUUGUGAAUUUAUUGUCAAAUGCAUGUAAAUUCACUCAAAGUGACGGAGAUGUUUUACUUUCAAUUGAAAGUGAAUAUAUUGAAAGACAAAAUGUUAAAAAGAUUAGAAUUAGAGGUGAAGUUACUGAUACUGGUAUUGGUAUUUCAAAGGAAGUUUUGCCAAAGUUAUUUGAGAAAUUCUCACAAGCCGACGCGAGUAUUACGCGUAGAUAUGGUGGAACAGGUCUUGGCUUAGCGAUUGUAAGGAAAUUAGUAAAAUUAAUGAAUGGAGAGAUACGAGUUGAACCAAACACUUCGGCAAGUAGUGGAACGAAAAUGAUAUUUUGUGUUGAACUUGAUAUCGAUCCAAAUAGUCCUCCUUAUCCGUCCUUAUCUCCCUUUUUCCGUCAAAAAUCUGUACUUAUUUUGGAGAAACAUGAAAGUAACAAGAUGGGUCUCAUAAAAUUAUUAAAUCGAUGUGGUUUGCAAAGACCGCCAAAGGUUUUCACAUCUUUGAAACAAAUAGCUGAAGAUGAACAUCUAGAUGCAUUAAUAAUAAAUUUUCAGUUAUUAAUUGAAAAUAAUGAAGUAGAAAUGUUGAAACAUGAGAGAUGGUCAGAUAUACCAAUAAUGAUAUUGGUAAAUAAUAAAUCGCUUCAAAGAUCUAAUAAAUACAAAUUAGAUGGAGAUAAUUUGUUGUUUUCUUCUUUCCCUGUAAAAUUUAAAUCUAUGCUCAAGUUUUUAGAGGGAGAAUCAGGCAAUAACGAAGAAAAUUUAAAUACGAUGAGUACAUUGACGGAGUCUAUGGGAGCGAAUAAGGAAGGCAUAAAUGGUAAUAUUAAAGGUUAUGAUAAUUAUAAUUCUCGGGAUAAUUCAAUUGAAAGUGAAGAAAUACCUUUAAUAGAUUUGAGCAAGGACAGCGAUAAUCAAGAUGAUUUACGAGUACAAAGUAAAGGAUCUUUAUCAUCAAAUGGACUAUCAAUAAGUUCUGGAUCUGGACAACAUUCUAUAUUAACUACUUCACCAUCAUCAUCAAUUUCAAAUUUAUCGUCCAUUUUUACAAAAUCUUCAGAAAUUCAAAAAUAUUCACCCAUUAUAGAACCUCAAUAUGCUCUAAAACGUACAUUUUCCUCCUCAUCGACUUCGUUGGAUAUAUCCAGCCAUAAUACACAAGCAGCGACGACAGCUUCACGUAAUGAAGCAACAAUCACAACAUCGCCAUCACUUUUACCUUUUGAAGACCUUGGCAUCGAUUUAGCUGGUAAAUUUGGUAAUAUUGACGCGGAAAUACCAAGAUUAGAUGUGUUAAUUGUUGAAGACAAUGUCAUAAAUCAGAUGGUUACGUCGCGCAUACUUGGAAAAUUAAAUCAGUCGUGUGAUAUUGCCGGAGAUGGAAAAACCGCCAUAAGCAAAUGUGAGAAUAAAGAUUAUGAUGUUAUAUUUAUGGAUAUUUCGAUGGCCGAUAUGGAUGGAUUUCAGACAACCGAGAGUAUUCGAAAUAUAUUUAAAGAUAUGAGACGACCGUGGAUUAUUGCGUUAACAGGUAAAUGA